CACAGCUCCCUACAACCCUACUGAGCCUGCCUGACAGAGAGAGCAAAGACAGCGCGUGUCUAUGUGUGUGUGAGAAACACAGAGAGGCAGCCGAGAUGAGAGUGUGAAGCAGUGAGAGGGAAAACCUCGAAAGAACAGCAAAGGCGAUCAGAAAAGGGGGGGAGGGAGACAGCGAACACAGCAAAAAAGGCGAAGAGAAGAGAAGAGAAGAGAAGAGAAGAGAAGAGAAGAGAAAAGAAGAGAAGAGGGAGAUAAAGUGUAAAUGUGAACAUACUAUCUUUAACAGUCCUGGUGCCAAAGUCAAGAGAUGCAAUGACUAGAUGACCAGCCACUACACACACCAGCAUCCUGUCCUGGAGCCUUGACAGGAGGUGGGGGGACAAGAAAAAUCCACACAGACACACACACUCAAAGGCAAAACGCUCUCUUCAACCAGUCCCACGUCCACUGGAUCAUGUCAUCUACCGGGUCAACCAACCACAACAAGCGCCUGGCAUCUGAGACAGACAUCUCUCAGCGGGUGUUGGACAAUGAUUCUGCGCAGCACCUGAAGCUGAGGGAGAGACAGCGCUUCUUUGAGGAGGUCUACCAGCAUGACGUGGACAACUACCUGCCCUCUUCUCACCUGCAGGUCGACUGCAGGAAACCCCCCAUGGGAAGUAUCUCCUCUAUGGAGGUGAACGUGGACGUCCUGGAACAGAUGGACCUGAUGGACAUCUCUGACCAGGAGGCCCUCGACGUGUUCCUCAACUCAGGCUCAGGAGCAGACGAGGGCGCGCUGGCAUCUCCGCUACCAGAAGGUGAAGAAGAAGAAGAGGAUGAGGAGGAUGAAGAUGCAGAGGUUGUCUACAGGGAGCGCGCAACUUUGAAACGGCAAGACGAAAUUAACCGUGGCUCAAAGUCUCGCAUGUCCUCCACAUCAUCUGGUUCCAGUGAUACCAGCGGGGGUGGAGCCGACACACCUGUGAUCCAGUCAGACGAUGAAGAAGUCCAUGCUGACACUCUGCUGCUGACCUCUGUUCCCCAUGCCAGGGAUGAAGAAACAGAGGAGGAGGACGAGGAGGAAAGAUGCCUUGCAACUAAAUUGCCAUAAAGACUGAAUUUAACUCUCUGUAGACAUAUAAAGAGAGUGUAUAAAGAGUGUGAAAUCUCUCUGUCUCUACAUUAGCAAUCCUUUCCUUUGGGAAAAAAAAAUCCUAGCAUGGUUGACCUGGCUGUAAUUUGCUGCGUCUUUUGAAUGUUCUCCUGAGUACACUGGAUUUUCCUUUCCAACUAUAAAUCUAUUUUUCCUAGUAAGUGUUUAACACUCUACUUGUUGAAAUUGUCUGUUGAAAUUUUGGCAGUGGUGUCUGAGGUUUCCUUACAUCUAUAUGCAAAUACCUUGAGUCAUCCUAGUCCCAUGCACUGACAUGCUCUGGCUGAGUUAAAAAGAAACAAAGCAAGAUGUCAGUUCAAGUUCUGUUCCUCUCACUGCCAGAGGGAAACCUCCCUCCUGCCCAUUUUGUGUCUUUAAAGCACAGGCGCCAAACAGCAGAGUAAAAAAGAAAGGUACUACAGUGCAUCUUUGCUUUACAGACUUUCUGGGUAAAACACAAGUUUAAAUAAACCAGGUGCAAAAUCUUUUUAAUUUAUAAUACAUCUGGAGCCAGAUGCAUAAACCAUGUGUACGCACACAAACCAUACAUAAGCCUUUUCCCACACAUACACUGGUAUUUAUGAAGGCGUAAUGUGCUGUGGGAAUGUGCACACCUCACACAUUCUUCAUAUCAGGUGUACACACAGUUUGAGCUGGGACAGCUGCAGGUGAUAUGGUAAGGAGCAGAUUAAAUAUAAAUUGAGAGACGUGUAAUAUUGUUUUUAGUUUGCCAAUUCUGCUAAUUGUUUUAUCAUUCUGCUGUCUGCGUUCUGUAAAAUGUCAAUCAAGGGUGCAUCUCCCUGUUAAUGAUCGUUUAAUGUUACCCUGUGAAGCACUUUAUGAAAUCAGUUACAACGUAAGCGGUAUGACUGAAUUACUGAUCAUCUUUCACACGUUUAAAAAUGUCAAUGAUUGACAUUUUGCCAUGAUGAUGGUUUGCAGAAAUGUGAUGAACUUCUGGUAUGGUCACUACAAAUAUCCACAGAUGUGCGCUCUGGCAUCGUUGGAGAACCUCACGAUGUAACACAGUUGGUGAAACAACACUUUCUGCACCUGAUUGUCACAAACAGGUCCAACGAAUGGUGGAGCGAACACAAGUAUCAAUAUGCAAAUUUCUGUGUAGGGGCGUUUCUGAAUCCAUUUAUGCAACCUGUGUGUGUGAAAAUCAUGCUAGUGCAAGUACGCCUAGCACCGCAAUAACCGAGAUUUAUUAGGGGCACACACAGAGUUAUCAAUCUUUCAAAAUACACAUGCAUAUUUUUGCCAUUGUGCGUACACACAGUUUCCGUCGUAAAUCCACAGUGUUUUAUGCAUCCGGCCCCUGAACUCUGAGGACUUUGGAGUUUCCUCUUCUUUACUGGCAUUAUGGUUACAGUAGAUAGCACCACAAUGAGAAUUACAAACACUGAGGCCUCAGACUGACAGAUCUGUGAAUGCAUGUAUUAAAGAGCAAUCUGACUGGACUGACGUCAAGGGAGCAAUCGUCAUAAAUCUAUUGCCACGUGCAUGUGUAUACUAUGGAACUGUGUCUGUAAACGCAUGCCAUUUUGUUCUUGUUAGUGACUAUAUGUUUGUUAUUAUGUAACUGCAGAGGGUUGCAUUGCUGAACUAUGCAGGCGACGCCAGAACAUAAUGCCAAGAAGCUCCUCUCAUCAAUGUGAGGUGUAACUUGGGAGUUUUAAACAAGCGGUGAGACUAUGACUCAGCUGACAAAGAUUUGUUUGUUUCUGCACAGUGUGUGUGUUUGUGUGGGUGUUAGAGUAUGUGAAUGUGUGCGUGUGUUUGUGAGGGUGUGGGUGGUUAAUAUAACAAAACAGGUAUUCCCCUGGUUGAGCCUAAAGCUACUUUCAAAACCUUUUUACAGUGUUCAUUAUGGUGUGUAUUUGUUCCCCGUUUGAAGAUCUUGCAAUGAACUAAAUAAAAGUGAAACAGAGGUUAAAACCGCUGAACUUACUGUA
This is a messenger RNA of Epinephelus moara (kelp grouper), 3093 nucleotides long. RefSeq names its product dysbindin-like. The record is from RefSeq and is a predicted model, not a curated record. Bases 455 to 1093 code for a protein of 212 amino acids. The transcript is spliced from 4 exons. Gene Ontology annotation, cellular component: cytoplasm. NCBI's taxonomy places the organism in Eukaryota, Metazoa, Chordata, Actinopteri, Perciformes, Serranidae. Gene Ontology annotation, biological process: negative regulation of protein kinase activity.